This is a messenger RNA of Anopheles bellator, 3811 nucleotides long. It is a transcript of the gene Syngr, whose product is annotated as synaptogyrin. The transcript has 4 exons. Gene Ontology annotation, cellular component: neuromuscular junction; synaptic vesicle membrane. The record is from RefSeq and is a predicted model, not a curated record. NCBI's taxonomy places the organism in Eukaryota, Metazoa, Arthropoda, Insecta, Diptera, Culicidae. Bases 224 to 910 code for a protein of 228 amino acids.
ACGAACACCAGUGCGCGGGAGUGCGAUUGUGUUUCGCGAUUGAGGAAAACCCAUUUGGUCCACGCGACCCAGCGAAAAAAGGAGAGCCCAUUUUGGCAAACGGAGGAAAAGCGGAACUCGACUAUCCGAUCCGCGCCGCACACGCACCCACAGGAAGCCAAGCGGAAGUGCGACAUCGGUUGCAGAGUGUCAGUGUCGUCGUCGUCGCCAGGAAAAAUUUAGGAUGGACAUCGGUGGAGCGUACGGCGGUGGCAAAGCAGGAGGCGCCUUCGAUCCGAUUGCGUUCGUGCAGCGACCGAUCGUCAUUUUGCGCGCCGUUUGUUGGCUCUUUGCGAUCAUCGUGUUCGGCUGCAUAUCGUCAGAGGGCUGGCGAGAGGAGGCGAACGGCAAGGAUUAUUGCAUAAUUAAUCGCGAUGGAAAUGCCUGCAACUAUGCGGUGGGCAUCGGCGUGAUCGCCUUCCUCGCCUCGAUGGGCUUCAUCGCUGGAGAGUAUCUGUUCGAGCAGAUGUCCUCGGUGAAGACCCGGAAACACUACGUGCUGGCCGAUCUGGGCUUCUCGGCCUUCUGGUCCUUCCUGUUCUUUAUCGGUUUCUGCUACCUCACCAAUCAGUGGGGCAAGGCGGACGAUCCCCCGAACGGCGAAGGGGUGAACAACGUGCAAGCUUCCAUCGUGUUCUCGUUCUUCUCGAUCUUCACCUGGGCCGGCUGUGCGUAUUUUGCGUUUUUGCGCUUCAAGGCCGGGGUCGACCCAUCGUUCUCGUCCACCUACGAGUCGGACCCCAGUGCCGUGCAGCAGUACUCGGCCUAUCCGGCUGCCGGUGAUAACGACCAGUUCCAGGAGGCACCAUUCUCCGGACAGCAACAACAGCAGCAGCAGCAGCAGCGAGACUACUCACAACCGACGUACUAAAUUGGGGAAGGUCGCGAGUAAUCCGGCACUUUCCGAGGAGUGCGGCUGAGAGUUUAUCGUUUGCUUUAAGAAAAUGUUCCAUCGGGAGUGCCGAAAACCGGAAAUCAUGCCCAUCAGUUUAACCUGAACCAAAUUGGCGAGUAACGAGUAGGCUCCUGCUCCACAGUUCCAGCAGUAAUGCAUUCAGUUCGAUCGUGAGCCCGAUCGUACCAGUGUUCGAAACAAAGAAAACAAAAAAACGAAACGAAAAUACGGAACCAAACACCGGUCGUGGCCGGUACCGAUCGGUUGAUUAUCAAUGAUAAUGAUAGCUAAAAUGUACAAAACAUGAAUGAGUAUUACGUUGCAGGUGUUGAUCAUGGGUUUUUGUGCAUCCGUUGCCAUCUAAUCAAAUUCCAGACAGCAGACAAGCGCUAUAUUUGUUAAGUGUAAGGUUAGAAAUGAUUGCACUAAGGUUAAACCGUACACCGUUCAAUCCCUUACUUUCUACAUAACGUUAAUAGCGACGAAAAUGAAUGGUUCAUCGAUUAGAUUAGUGCUGGCUGGCUGAAAUAUUCCUGACCAACAGAACGCUUUCCAAAAUAUGCGUUUAUAAAACCUUUAAUAAUGGCGGUAAGUGGCUUAACCAUUUGAUCGACUGCGUAUAUUGUUUCCAAGUCUGGAAAAAUUGAUGAUUGAAAGGUUUUCUAUUAAAACAAUCAGUGGACAGUUGUUUUAAUGCCGCCUUGUAGUACUUUUAACCGUUUGAGGGUACUGAGGUGUACAUGCUUCUUCGCUCACCGGCUUGUCGACUGAAGUCGGGGGUUUAUCGUGCAAAAUCGUUCACAACACACAACAUCGAUGAAGUAGUCGGCCUCGUUCAGACAGGGGUUCUUAAUGGGGGUGCACGUAUGCUAUCGAUGUCUGUAUAUGUUUUGUAAAGGAAGUGGAACAGGAACGGAAACGGUUCUCCGCUUCGAACGAGCGUUUGUCGGGUGUGUCGCUGUUUGAUAGCGACAUACAUGGCUUAGGUUAGUAAGUUACAGUGAGCAGUAUUGGGGCACAGGAGGACGCGAACAUGUGCGUUCGUGUUUCGAAUGUAAAGGCCUCUGUAUUUACUAUCGUAACACAGUUUAGAAAGUUUCAGUUAAACCCAAACAUAAAAUCGUAUGAUUAGCGAAUGUUAUGCUAGAUGUUAUUUAUUGCCGUUUAACAUUUUAUAGUACAGACACGUUUUAGUUUCACAAAACCCGUUUUGUUAAGCCUUUAUACUUCCAGAGUCAUGGAACAAUCCCCUUUUGUUUGUUUUGUUUUGGCAUGGACUGAACUAGUCAUAUCGAAUCAAUCACUUGCCCACCAUUUAUCGAUAAACCAAUAAUGAGGUACUGCUAUGGCUUCAUCACUCUUUAGUUGAAUUGCGCUAGCAUGCGAUGCGUGACGUGAGGAAUGACAGAAACGGAAAAGGAAAAGCAGGCGAGAAAGGAGAAGGACAAAGACAAAGAAAGACAAAUGCUUGGCGGACGUUUAUUUCCAAUGAGACACAGAAAGCGUAAGAAAUAGUAUAAAAGUAAGACAAAAUAUAUUCAUAUUUGUUAGCAAUCGCCAAUCACGCGAACGGAUAGCUCUAAAACGCAGAAACGGCAUUAAAAUAAACUGCUUCAAAUAAAGAAAGUGGUUAAAUCUUAUGAAGACAAGUUUCAUGAUCAAUAGCAGAGGAGCAAGGAGAGAGAGAGAGAGAGAGCAGAACAAACAAGAAAAGAACAAAACAUACACACAUAGUUGUAACGCAUUCACCAUAGGUAUUGUAAGUAUAAGAUAUCGCGUGAUCGAACCGGACCGAUGUCUGUUGAUUUGCAAAACCCGACCCGAACGAUCAAAUUUUGUAGUUUUGGAUGGUAUAAAUGCGCUUCCUUUCCUACAGCGACACCACUCAAUCCCGUUGUUAGCGCAGCCAUUUUGAAACCAAACUUCUGGAACGACACACACAUUGAUAUGAAUCGAUCACACGAUGGCAAACAAGAGAACGGCACACGGCAAAAGAACUAAACAUUGAUUACUACAAUACUAUACCAACAAAUGCGAAGCGAUAACAAUACAACAACUAAGUGAAACAAAACGUGAGACGAACAGAGAACGUAAAGUGAGUAAGCGUAAAACUGUGUGUUCUGUAGCUGAAAUAUAAAUGACAAGUUAAAGCAUGGAUAAACCAAAACCCAAAUAAAGAAAAUAAACCAAAAAUAACAAAAAACAUUUCAUAGAUCGUUAGGUAACCAUUAUGACGAUAGACGAGAACACAGGUGGUGGUGGUGUUUUUGGAUCCAAACCCGAAAGAAACCGGUAUUUUCGCCUCACUAUGCUCCAGGAGGUUUAUGAUUUGCCAUUUUCCACGCUUCCGGUAAGCAGCUAACCCCAUAGCAUUGCUACCAAACAAGUCGAAUCGGAUGUAUCGUAGGCUGGCAGUUACCUAGCAACCAGCGAGUGGAACAUACAUAUAUGCACUUCUCUAAUGUAAUGUUAUCAGCUAUUAUACCAAGUACUUACACACGAUAACCCAAAAAGAGUUUUCAUAGCGAAAAGAAAGCGUUAGAACGAUCGGUGUCGGUGAACAAAGGGAAAGCACAAUAUAAACCUUGGACAGAUACAAUUAGGCGUUCGGUUGUUUUCGUUUUUGCAGAUGUGCGUGAAUGUAAAACGUGUUGUACAUAGAAACUGUAAGAAUCGAAAGAGUAGAUCAAAAGAAAACAACAAUACACGACACGGCAUUAACGGAUUGGCCCGCUAAAAGAGAAACAACUUUGUGAAACAAACAAUAGUUGCAAACAAUAAUUUUGUAUCAUCCCCCCUACGGCACCACUAUCCGAAUCAACCUGAAUAAGUAAAAGAAGUUAAGCCAUCGAAAUAGAAUCGAAUGUUCGACACGCG